UUAAACCUCCCAUCUGGCUCAAGUGGGAGGAUGGAGUGAGACAGAGAGGUGAACAGAGUGGACACAGUCUCUUCACUGUUUAUUAAGACACUGCCAGUAAAUGCAUGUCAGACUAACAGAGAAGGUGUCAGGGCAUCUGACAAUAAACAGGAUUCAUUUUUAAAGGAGUACCAUCGUAUUCUUCAAAUAAGGAAGCUGUGUGCAAAGCUGUUGUGGAGUUUCCUGUUCAUUUGCGAUUUGCAGAUUAUCCUAUGGACUAAGGCAGACUGAGAGGAGGAAAAAAUGGAGAAGAGGAGGAAGGUUUCUCAGAAGUGCUGGCUGCUGCUGGCUCUGCUCCAAAUCACCACACCUUCCUCAGCUCAAAACAACGCCACCACCACCACCACCUCUAGCUCAACAAUGAACCCUGCACAUCUCAGUUACCUCACGCGACCAGCUGAUGUAACAGUGGCUGUGGGAGAACCUGCAGUGUUUCGCUGUGGAGUACCUGAAGCUUCACCAAACCUCACAUUCACUUUCUACGGGAGUCACGGCAACUACAGCCUCACCUGCCCUUACAGCCACAUGGAAGACAUCCCCCAGGCUCUUUAUGGAAGUUGCGAAAUGAAGAAAGGAGAGUCACUGGCUGUGUUGACCCUCAGGGGAACUUCCUUCUCCGACAACAGCACAAGAGUCGUAUGUCAGCAGUCAAAGAAUCCUGAUGCACCUGCUGCCGUCCUACAUGUUUAUGAUAACGGCAACAGCUUUUCCAUUCUCAUUGGCUGUGUCAUCGGGGGUUUCUUUGGCGUGCUGUUGGUGGCUGCUUUAUCAUAUGCCAUGCUGCAGAGAUCUGAGACACUCCAGAAAUGCUUCAGGGGAGAAGACACAGAGGAUGAUAUGACCACAAUAGUCACAAAGGACUAAAAGGAGACAGAAAGCUAGGUGUUGCUGAUGUUGCUUCUCAGAACAUAUCCAAUACUGUGCUCCACUCUUCUCCAUCUGACUCAGAACGGAAACAGAAAUGAACUCUUUAAUCCUUUGACCAGUCUGAGUGAAGUGAAACUGGACUGAAUGCUGGAGAUGAUGACGACGUCUGAAAUAUUUGAGUCAGAAUCCGGUCUCACCCUUGCUAUCCUCACUUCCUUAUUUGGCUCAGUAAUUGGACCAUAGACACAUUAGUCAUAGCCUACAGUGUAUUAUAUGGUGUUGAGCAUUUGAAACUAUGCAAACACACAAAUCAUUAAGUCAGGUCACUUUGUGCAGGGUCAUAUGCCAGUGUGUGCUGCCUUUAAGGUAUAUAUAUGAUAUACAAAAUCUGCUAUUGUCUUCUCUAAUGUGGCUAAAACAAUCCAGUGUGUGUGUGUGUGUGUGUGUGUGUGUGUGUGUGUGGGUGGAGGUGUAUUCCUGUUUACACAGUCACACUGUGAGGACCCAGCUUAUUCUCGUCUUACUGACAAAAUGCAAGUCCCCACAAUGUAAAUCAUUAAAUAUUAGAAUGAGGACUUGCUUUAAUGUUACAUUGAGGUUAGGGUUAGGUUAAGGUAAGGGUUGGUUCAGAAAUGUUAAAUUAAUUUCUUGUCCACAUGUAGUAAACAAUUAACAAUGUAAGUGUUUCUGGAGGCGUAAGUAGUCACUGUUAUGGUGUUAUGAAAGUGCUGAGUAACAGGCCACAAAAAGAUCGCCUGCAGACUCACAGCAGUAAAAUGAGGAAUAGAGUUGACUAAAGUGUUGACUUCUGUGUUGGCACAUUUGUUUUACAGCAUACAAUAAACCAACAAACUACAAAAUACUCCUAAUUUAUGUUUCUAUCAGAACAUGUUUUUGUCAAAUUAUUCAUUUAAAACAGUAAAAAGGAAAAUGUCCAUCCAUUAUUUGAGGAUUUAGGCAGUGAAGUGGGUUUGCUGACAUAAUGUUGUCAUGCGAAGUAUUGAAAUAAAUUGUCCAGAUGCUUUUGAUGUCUUUACGCAGUCAUUGUCUUUGCAUAAAGCCAAAGUACAGUAGCUCUAUAGUUACCAAAGACAUUUGUUUUCAUGCCGUUGUUGAUGUUUGCUGUUUAUGUAUUCAGUUGGCUUUUGAUUGUAUGAUUACAAUGAUUACACUUCC
Scatophagus argus is the source of this 2082-nucleotide messenger RNA. RefSeq lists its product as uncharacterized. The record is from RefSeq and is a predicted model, not a curated record. The coding region runs from base 283 to 903 and encodes 206 amino acids. NCBI's taxonomy places the organism in Eukaryota, Metazoa, Chordata, Actinopteri, Scatophagidae. The transcript is spliced from 6 exons.